This is a messenger RNA of Phycodurus eques (leafy seadragon), 2941 nucleotides long. It is a transcript of the gene scamp1, whose product is annotated as secretory carrier membrane protein 1. The coding region runs from base 194 to 1222 and encodes 342 amino acids. The record is from RefSeq and is a predicted model, not a curated record. Gene Ontology annotation, biological process: protein transport. The transcript has 9 exons. Gene Ontology annotation, cellular component: trans-Golgi network membrane; recycling endosome membrane. NCBI's taxonomy places the organism in Eukaryota, Metazoa, Chordata, Actinopteri, Syngnathiformes, Syngnathidae.
CCCAACCCGCCGGUUUUGUGUUGUGCUUACCGGGCUAACGGAGCGAGCAACGAGCGGAGGGUCCUCCAUCAGCGGGCGGCGGAGAAGACCGCAGGCGGCCAAAGGGGAAGCCAAGAGCGAGGAGGGACCGAAUAUUGCCAAGCGAAUAGGGGUGCGCUGACACACCGGAACGAGUUCUCUGAAAGGCUGUAAAAUGUCCGACUUUGACAGCAACCCGUUUGCGGACCCGGACUUCAACAAUCCGUUUCAGGAUCCCUCAGUGACACAGGUGACCCGGUCUACUCCCCCCGGUGGUCUGGAAGAAUACAACCCCUUCACAGAUGCCAGAACAGCUGCCCCUGGAAAUGCCCCCAAGUCUGCUCCAGCACCUUCGCAGAACACACAACCUGCCAUAAUGAAACCCACAGAAGAGCCCCCAGCUUACUCGCAGCAACAAACACAGGACCAAGCACGUGCUCAGGCUGACUUGCUGAGAAGGCAGGAGGAGUUGGAGAGGAAAGCAGCCGAGCUCGACCGCAGGGAGAGAGAGCUGCAGUCUCACGGAGGAGCCGGUCGUAAGAACAACUGGCCUCCCAUGCCUGAGAAGUUCCCUGUAGGUCCGUGUUUCUACCACGACAUCGCAGUGGACAUUCCCAUCGAGUUCCAGAAGACGGUGAAGAUCAUGUACAAUCUCUGGAUGUUCCACGCCGGCACGCUCUUUGUGAACAUGUUCGGCUGCUUGGCCUGGUUCUGCGUGGAUCCAACCCACGGUGUCGACUUUGGCCUGGCCAUGUUGUGGUUUCUGCUCUUUACGCCUUGCUCCUUUGUCUGCUGGUACAGACCGCUGUAUGGGGCUUUCAGGAGCGACAGUUCUUUUCGCUUCUUCGUAUUCUUUUUCGUCUAUAUCUGCCAGUUUGGAGUUCACGUGCUACAAACGAUCGGCAUCACCGGUUGGGGCACAUGCGGCUGGAUCACAGCGCUAAUGGGCCUGAACAGCAGCAUCCCGGUGGGCAUCAUCAUGCUGCUCAUCGCCGCACUCUUCACCACACUCUCCGUGGGCUCCCUCAUCAUGUUUAAAAAAGUACACGCGCUGUAUCGGACCACCGGUGCCAGCUUCGAGAAGGCUCAGCAGGAGUUCGCCACCGGCGUCAUGUCCAACAAGACGGUCCAGACGGCAGCGGCCAACGCUGCGGCUAACGCUGCAUCCAACGCCGCUCGUGGGGCCUUCAAGCCUCAUCCAUAGACACACGCACAGAAACAGAUGCAAAAAUCUGUCCCUGUUCAAUCACCCCCAAUUUGCUAAUGUCUCCAAAAAAAUUCUUCACUCCAAAUCUAAACUCAUAACAGCUGCCUCUUACCCUGCUUAGUGUGCGUCCCAACCUCGGCCGAGUGAGUCGCGCUUUGUCCUAGUCAUCUCUGUCAGUGGGAUUUACAACCCCACACAAAAUAACCCCCUGUUCACCUUCUGAUUGACUGGACGGGUCAGUAGCUCCGCAGCGAGAUUGAUUGACGGCAUGAUGUGUGCAUGUUCAAGCACACUCAACAAGGUAGCUAAUUCAUUAGCGUUGUGUCUGCUGGAAAUGUGACCUGCAUGUCCAUUGGCUGUUUGACAGACACCUGGUAAAAGGGAGGACGACUCAAAAGACGUGUGUGAGCGUGUGUGACAUCAUUUGUCUUUGUAGCCUGUCACACGUUGAAAAAAAAAAUAAUCAUCUAAAGCUGCUAUCAAUCUGGAUGUGGCCUCUUGCUGAUUUCGGGUUCCUUCUCAUGAAGGGAAUUCGCACGAGACUCGGCAAACAGGCCGACAUAAAUGUUUUUUUUUGUUGGGGGGGGGGGGGUAUGAGUCAUGUGACCUGUUUUAACAACAGAAUAAUUGGUAUGUUUAAAAAAAAAAAUGAUCCCAGUGUUAAAUGAUAGCACGUGGCUGACUGGUGCACAUUACCCCGCAUACAGCGAUGAUCAUGUUCGUUUGGCAACCUUUGUUAAGCCAAGGCACAUUUUUGUUUUGAAAACACACUACACACCACUGAACAAAAAUCUCACGAAAAGCAUACACCGAAGUAUGGACGAUCCCACAAGUUCUUCCAUCUAGUGGAAGAGCAUUUAAUUGUUCUGCCUGUCACUGGCAUAGAUAGUUAAACAAAGAUGCAUUAUUUGCAGGAAAUAAAUUCUAAUUUUCAGUAAUCCUGUGGCCAUUUGUGUCAGAAUCACUGUGUUUAAAAGCUGUACAGACUACUGUCACCAACUGGAUUUGUGUUGUACUUCUGCAGCUCUUGUUAUGGGGGGUGCAUGCCACACGGCAAAUGACUGAAAUUGUUGUUGUUACAAAUGUUGGACUGAAUCUCAACCAUAGUACUGGAAGGCUAAUAGCGACAUUAAUAUGCCAACACUAACCAUAGUAUUUCUUUUGUUUGGAGUUUUGUUUGAAAUUUGAUAGCACGUCUGUUAGUUGUUCUUAUUUAUAGCAUAAUUUGGUUAUUUGGUUUUACAUGUAUUAUGUGUUACGUGCAUCAAAAGGGGUGCUUGUUUUGAAGGUAUGACUGAUUACAUAAGACAAAUCCCGGAAGUGUUAUUCUACUGUAUGUCCUCAAAAGCUGUGAGAAAUCUACCAAAUGUUCAUUGAGAUUUUUCUUUUCUUUUUAAAUCUCAGUUUGUGAUGUGCUCUUUUGCCAUACUUAACGACAUUGAAAGUCGUAUUGUGCAAGCCAGUCUAUAUUACAGAAUGUGUUUAAACAACAACAAAACGACGUGUUUUAGACCAUGUUAAUUCACUGAAUUAAGAGAAUAAACUAAUUUAAGAGGAAUACCGUACUUGUACAUUCUGUAAAGUUGAUAAUUUGAUGCCCCCUUUAGGAAUCGUGUGUAAAAAGAACAUUUAAUGCACUCUUGUCUGGCCUUUGUCGCAUGUGAAAUAGUUUUCAGUUUUGUAUAUUUAUGGUAUUAACAUGGAAUAAAGAUUUGA